Molecule: messenger RNA, 4482 nt
Organism: Talaromyces proteolyticus
Lineage: Eukaryota; Fungi; Ascomycota; Eurotiomycetes; Eurotiales; Trichocomaceae
Product: putative nuclear pore complex subunit Nup159
Exons: 3
Coding region: 1-4482 (1493 amino acids)
Biological process (GO): protein import into nucleus; RNA export from nucleus
Cellular component (GO): nuclear pore
Molecular function (GO): structural constituent of nuclear pore; protein binding
Source: RefSeq, a predicted model, not a curated record
AUGGCCUUCAGCCUGGGCAGCAGUGCACCUGUCGCAGGUUCUGGUGGCGCAGAACUGGGGCCAGAAUUGCCCGAAACAAGCACCACAGAGCUUGGUUUCUUGGGAGUUGAUAAGGAUUGUCACAUUCGUUUUCUUCCAACACCGUGGCCUGCCGAUUCCCUUCCUCAGCCAACGAGCUCGUUAUUGACAGUUUCGUCUACAAAAGGACUAGUUGUUGGUGGUGGACCAAAUGGUCUUAUCAUAGCGACGACGAAGUCCGUCCGCGAUGCCAUUGCGGCUAAAGCCGAUACCGGUGUGAAAACAAAGCCUUUCCAACCUCAAGGUCAAAUUCCAUUGCCUAGCCGCCCUACACAUGUCGCAUUUUGCGCUGGAGAUAGUGCCUUAGCUGUAUCUACAGAAUCCAACAACCGGCUUUUCGUGUAUGAUUCUACCUCCCUGACUCGGGGGAACCCUCAACCUCAAAUAUCGAUCGAGACAAACGGGGCGCUUCGUGCACUGGUACCCAAUCCCGCUGCUACAGACGAACUUUCCUUUCUCGUCGCAUUGGUCACAGCAGAUGGCAAUCUUUUGGUUGCUAAUCUCAAGUCCGGGUCAUUAGUUAAGGGGCAUUCAGGGCCUAUUUUCAAGACUGGAGUGACCUCUGUUUCAUGGAGUAAUAAAGGGAAACAGAUGGUAGCAGGUUCUGCGGAUGGCACCUGUGUUCAAAUAGAUCCGCAAGGGGCAGUGAAGGCAGAGAUCCCACGACCACCCCAGUUGGAAGGCGACAAGCACGUGUCCUCCUUAUCCUGGCUGGAAAACGAUACAUUCUUCUCUGUCUAUACACCAAACCAAACCGAGGAUGAGUAUGGAUCAACACCUUCUUCGCACUUUUAUAUUAUCCAGAGACGUAAAAACGCCCCGUUUUUGUUCCAGAAACUACCAGAGAUAUGUCAGCCAUAUGGGCUUAAGCGGACCCCUGCAUAUCAUUUCAUUUCGCGGUUCAGCAAUUAUGGACCUGGCUUGCAGUGUGCUCUGGUGGUUUCCUCCACAGCUGCAAAUGAUCUUGGUCUAAUCACAAAAGCCACACCGCCACUCAAGGACGCAGACGAAAGUACUGCAGAAAUAUUCACAUCAACUUUUGUCUUAGACGACAUCAAACAGGCUAUAUUACCCUUGAAUGACAAUGCCGAAGACACUUCUACUAUCGGUCUUGGGUUUGAUUUGACUAGCACGGAAAAUGUGCUAUACGACGGAGAGAAGAUGACUCAAACACCGCUACCUAAUGUAAUGGCUCUAAAUAAUGAAGGCAUGCUUAUGUCGUGGUGGUUUCUUUAUAUGAAAGCCAUCGAGGCAGGAAUACCUUAUACUGGCGUGCCAACAACUGGUAAAACCCAACAACCGCCUUUAACACCUGCUGCCGCCCAUGCUAUUCAAGCACACCCCGCAGCUGGAUUUGGAUCUCCCCAAAGCUCACAGUCAACUUUUGGCCAGCCAUCAUUUGGACAGCCCGGCUUUGGCUCUCCAACCCAACCAAGUUCCUUUGGAAAGCCUUCUCCGCUAGGUGGAGCGCCCUCCUUUGGUACUACAUCAAGUCUAGGUGCACCUCGCCAGCCUGGCUUUGGCACGACAUCAGCACUGGGCGGUGGAGGUCCAACAUUCGGAUCAUCGACACCUAUCAAAUCUGCGGCGCCUACAUUUGGAAACACUGGAAUGCUAGGACAGAGUAGUCCUCAGUUUGGUAAAACUGGUUUCGGCGCAACAGCAGGGACUACUUCGGGGUUUGGCCAGGUCUCCAGCCUGGGUGGCAAAGGUUUUAGCUCAUUUGCCUCUCCCAGCUCAGGUCAACCAACUCUUGCGAUGGGUGCUGCCGGGAAAGGAAGUGGAUUCAGCAGUUUCAGCGGAGGCACUGGAGGGGGCUUUGGUUCUGCUAAACCAAAUGAAAGCCCAUUUGCAAAACCAACUGAAUCUCCGUUCGGGAAGCCGGUGCAGUCCGCGUUUGGAUCUUCUGAUGCCAAGUCUGCCUUCGGCGGCACUCAGACAAUAAGUGAUACCAAAGGCUCCUUUGGACCCCCUUUGGGCGGCUUUACUCUCGGCUCGACUUUUAAGCGAGAUGAGAAAGCCGCUGAGGAUAAUGAGCCUACACCUGCGAAGGCCGCUGGCGCCUUUUCGUUGGGAACAUCUUUUGGAAAUCUUUUGAACGAAGGCUCCAAACCUAGUCCAGUAGAAUCAAUGGAUGAUACUGAAGAUGCGGAGCCCCAACAACAACAAACGAAGUCCGUGUUCGGCAUUGCAUCUCCGCUUCCUAAACCCUCUGAGCCUUUGUUCGGCGCCCAGUCCCAACCGACCACGGCACCAUCAGCAGUGGCUCAAACGAACCAACCCCCUACUCUUUUUGGAAAUGGCAUUGGGAACGCUGCUUCUGCAAGCCCCUUGUCUUCUCCAUCAGAAAAAACCGUUGUGCCCAACAUGUCUUUAGAAAGCGAGAAAAGCAUCGAGGCCCCUUUACCUCCAGAUGCCACGAGCAGAGCAGUUUAUGGCCCUGGAGACACAUCGGCAUCAUCAAAUUACUCCAAGAGUUCGUAUGAGGAGCCGCCGUUACCGCCGACUUUUAUUUCGAAGAAGAGCACUCCAAAACUUGAUGUUGAUGCAGCUCCACUCCCACCGGACUUUCUUAAAAAGUCUGAAAAUACACCGAAGGUGGACGAUAUUCCACUCCCUCCAGAUUUCUUGACCAAAUCGAACAAGACUGAUAAUGCAGUCGCUGCGGCGGAAGACGCACCACUUCCCCCAGACUUUGUUCCGAAAUCAAAGAAGAAGCUAGAACCUACCGAAGCGAGCUCUCUGUCAAAAGAGGUGUCUAAUAUUACUCUUCCAACCGGUUCAGAUGGUUCAGAUGGCGAUUUUGAGGACAGUGGAGAAGAGAUAACCCAUGAUGUUAGUCCUCCAAGUGAACCGGCAGAAUCCGAGUCAGCAGGAUUCAAGACCUCCCCAGAGAGCUCCUUUGGUGGGCCCUCUUUGAAAAACUCUACUGGUGGCCUCUUUACUAAGGUAUCUUUACCCGAAACCAAGCCACAAGCACAAACCUCGCGGCCUCUAUUUGGGGAAAUCUCACGGCCGAAUUUGCCUCCACCCAAGCCUCGAAGUGGUGCAAAAACCCCUCGUUCACCGAGCCCUGUUCGACCAGGUUCAAGGAAAGAUUUUCUUCGACCUGAAGCGACCCGUUCUAUUAGUGCCCCAAGCGGCCCCGAAGGUGUCUUUGGUCGCAAGGUGACACUGGGACGGCCGACCGCAUCGAGAUUCGAAGAGCCACUCACUCAAAAUGACCUUAUCGAAGAAGAAGAAUCAAAAGCAGCAGCAGCCGAAAGCAAACGGCUUGCCUCUGAGGCACAAAACCUAUCAUCUGAUGAUGAGGAUGAACUGCGUCGCGCGGAGCUGGAGCAACCACUUUCUCCAGUUCCAACUCUAGAUCCUUUCAUGCCACGGCAAGAGUACAGAGGAGAGUCAUUCAAACCUGGAAUCCCCGGUCAGAUCGAAAGGCUUUAUCGAGAUAUCAAUUCGAUGGUGGACACACUGGGCUUGAAUUCACGAUCAAUCGCAUCGUACCUAUUACACGAAGAGCAAGAGCGCGAGUCACAUCUUGAUCAUUGGAAAGAAGUCAUGCUUGGUGACACGCCAAUGGAUAUUCUUGAUGAAAGUCUACCGGUUACCAAUAUUGAAAACAUUGGCAAGCUUCUUGUCGCUCUAGAAGAAAGUCUACAACAUAAUCGUUUACAAAGAGUGCAAGAAAAGGUCAACGAAUGUCAAAAGCUAUUAGGCCAUGAUAUUAUCAACGUUCGUGAACAGUGCGCCAGCAUUCAGAAGACUUUGGAUUCAUAUACGGAUACCGUCUCUAUUCGCUCUCAAUUUCUAUCAGCGGAGCAGGAAAGUCUACAGCAAGAUUUAAGAAAAGCUUCUGCUGAUAUACAAUCAAAGCUAACGAGCUUGGAAGAGAAUAUCUCUCUCUUGAGAGCAAGAAUUGCGGACUCAUUAAGCGCCAAUGGAUCAGUGUCUAGAUAUGCGACCAAGCGACCUACCGUUGAAGCUGUAACAUCCACUAUCACUACGAUGACGAGCAUGGCUGAGAGUAAGAGUGGCGAUAUCGAUGUCUUGGAAGCUCAAAUGAAAAAGCUGGGUCUUAGCCUUCAGGGCCCUAGCAUUCGCGACGCGUCACCAAUUUCUACACCCGUGAAGAAAACGGGCUUCAGAGUACCCGAUACUCCUGAAUCCGACGGUCGCCGCAGCUCUUACCAUACCCCUGACUCUGCUAGCCGAUUUAGAUCUAGUUUAACAGGUUCAGCGAGACAUAGUCGUCUACGCAGCGUCAAUCUUGAAUCCAAUCUUGCUUCUGAAUUAGGCAGUGAGGAACGGAAAGCACGAACUCGGCGCCGAAGGGAGGUUGUUGGAUAUUUUAAAAACGCGAUUGGAGAGAAAAAGAUAAAAGUGCGGACUAUGGAUGAUGUGUAG